Apodemus sylvaticus (European woodmouse) is the source of this 826-nucleotide messenger RNA. It is a transcript of the gene Gtsf1, whose product is annotated as gametocyte specific factor 1. Lineage: Eukaryota; Metazoa; Chordata; Mammalia; Rodentia; Muridae. The transcript has 9 exons. The record is from RefSeq and is a predicted model, not a curated record. The coding region runs from base 206 to 709 and encodes 167 amino acids.
AAGAGGAAAGGCGGUAGGGUCUUGGCUCGGGUCAAUCCUUGUAAGCAGUUCAUGUAUGAGAUACCUUCGAAGUAGUGUCCUCCCUCACUCCUCAGCCUUAAGCUCUGAUCACCGGCUGCGUCGGCCAUCGUCUACUUGACGGACUGCCUGGUACCUUUUUCUGCCUUGUUUUCUAGCACUUGAACAGGACUCCUUUGCCAUCAGCAUGGAAGACACUUACAUCGACUCCCUGGACCCUGAAAAGUUAUUACAGUGCCCCUAUGAUAAAAAUCACCAGAUCAGGGCCUGCAGGUUUCCUUAUCAUCUUAUCAAGUGCAGAAAGAAUCAUCCUGAUGUCGCAAACAAAUUGGCUACUUGUCCCUUCAAUGCUCGGCACCAGGUUCCCCGGGCUGAGAUCAGUCAUCACAUCUCGAGCUGUGAUGACAAGAGCUGUAUUGAGCAGGAUGUGGUCAACCAAACCAGGAACCUUGGACAAGAGACUCUGGCUGAGAGCACAUGGCAGUGCCCUCCUUGUGAUGAAGACUGGGAUAAAGACUUGUGGGAACAGACUAGCACCCCAUUUGUCUGGGGCACAGCCAGCUUCUGUGGCAACAACAGUCCUGCAAAUAACAUAGUUAUGGAACAUAAGAGUAACCUCGCUUCAGGCAUGCGAGUUCCCAAGUCUCUGCCCUAUGUUCUGCCAUGGAAAAACAAUGGAAAUGCACAGUAACUGAACAUCUAUUCAAAUGCCAGACUGUGGAAGACUCUUGCUUAUUCCUGCUACCAAGGGUUCUUCUUUUUUCUCUUUAUCUAAUUAUAGAACAGUAAACUGUCUGUGACUUUCAAA